This is a messenger RNA of Carica papaya (papaya), 3245 nucleotides long. Its product is annotated as P-loop containing nucleoside triphosphate hydrolases superfamily protein. NCBI's taxonomy places the organism in Eukaryota, Viridiplantae, Streptophyta, Magnoliopsida, Brassicales, Caricaceae. The record is from RefSeq and is a predicted model, not a curated record. Gene Ontology annotation, cellular component: mitochondrial outer membrane. Gene Ontology annotation, molecular function: ATP binding; ATP hydrolysis activity.
UCGAACAGAGCUUUCGGCCAUUUUUAUUAUUGUCUCCCCCUCUCUAAACCAGGAAAAAUCUAAAGACUAAAUUUCGCCAUUUCUGAUUUCUCGAGCUCGAAUCCUUGGAUCAUCCAACUGGGUUCGUCUUUUUUCUUCCGUGUGUUCCAUUUCAAGCUCUGUGUUUCUUGAUCUUUUGUCAAAAGUUUCGGGUUUCGAGUUGGGUAUGAAAUAGGGUGGAGAGGUGAAAGAGAAGGUGGGGUGAAAAAAAGGUUGCUUUUUGUUUUUUGUUGGGGAUUGACGAGAGAGUGAAGGCGAUGGAGCAGAAGCACGUGUUCUUAUCGGCGUUAGGUGUUGGUGUCGGGGUAGGCCUUGGGUUGGCUUCAAGCCAGAGCUUGAGUAAAUGGACGAGCUCUGCAACAGACGGUAUAACAGGGGAGCAGAUUGAGCAGGAGUUGAUGAGACAAGUUUUUGAUGGAAGAGAAAGCAAGGUUACUUUUGAUGAGUUCCCUUAUUUCCUAAGCGAGAAAACUCGGGUGUUGUUGACAGGAGCUGCCUAUGUUCAUUUAAAACAGCUUGACAUCUCCAAGCAUACCCGGAAUCUUUCUCCGGCCAGCCGCACUAUUUUGCUUUCCGGACCUGCAGAACUUUAUCAGCAAAUGCUUGCAAAAGCAUUGGCACACCAUUUCAAAUCAAAGCUUUUGUUGUUAGAUAUUACUGAUUUUUCUCUCAAGAUGCAAAGCAAAUAUGGCUGCACCAAGAAAGAAGCUUCAUUCAAGAGGUCAAUCUCAGAAAUGACAUUAGAUCGAGUGUCGAGUUUGUUUGGUUCCCUUUCGAUGCUUUCUCCAAUAGAAGAAACAAGAGGUAUACUCCACGGAAGGAGCAGUAGCAUUGAUGUUAAAUCAAGGAGUAUCGAGACAUCUACUAACCCUCCGAAACUCCGAAGAAAUGCCUCUGCAGCAUCAGAUAUGAGCAGCAUUUCUUCCUGUUCUACAACUCCAAAUCCCACUCCCCUCAAACGUUGCAGCAGCUGGUGCUUCGACGAGAAACUUUUUCUGCAAUCACUUUACAAGGUACUGCUUUCAGUAUCUGAAAAUGACUCCAUAAUACUAUACUUGAGGGAUGUUGAGAAGCUUCUACUCCAAUCACAAAGGCUUUAUAACCUAUUUCAAAGAUUGCUGAAGAAGCUUUCUGGUCCGAUUUUAAUACUUGGGUCGCGGAUGAUUGAUCCAGAAGAUGAUUGCAGAGAAGUCGAUGAGAGGAUCACUGUUUUAUUCCCAUACAAUAUUGAGAUCAGACCACCUGAUGAUGAAACUCAUCUUGUUAGUUGGAAAGCUCAGCUAGAAGAAGACAUGAAGAUACUCCAAUUUCAAGAUAACAAAAACCAUAUUGCUGAAGUACUAGCAGCAAAUGAUCUUGAAUGUGAUGAUUUGGGUUCAAUCUGUCAUGCAGAUACUUUGGUUAUCAGUAAUUAUAUUGAAGAGAUUGUGGUAUCUGCAAUUUCUUAUCAUUUGAUGAACAAUAAGGAUCCGGAAUAUCGAAAUGGGAAGCUUGUUAUAUCAUCAAAGAGUUUGUCCCAUGGACUGAGUAUAUUCCAGGAAGGUAAAAGUAGUGGGAAGGAUACCAUAAAGCUGGAGACAAAGGAGAAUGAAGAGACUGUUGGUGCAAAGGCUGAGUCGAAAUCUGAAUCAGCAGCCCCUGAAAAUAAAGGAGAAAUUGAGAAAUCUAUUACAGGAGUGAAGAAGGACGGCGAUACUCAAGGACCAGCAAAAGCACCCGAAGUUCUUCCUGAUAAUGAAUUUGAAAAGCGAAUCAGGCCAGAGGUAAUACCUGCAAAUGAGAUAGGAGUGACAUUUGCAGACAUUGGUGCACUAGAAGAGAUCAAAGAGUCCCUCCAAGAGCUUGUCAUGCUCCCUCUCCGGCGACCAGACCUCUUUAAAGGAGGCUUGCUCAAACCUUGCCGGGGUAUUUUGCUUUUCGGCCCUCCUGGAACUGGCAAAACAAUGCUAGCCAAGGCCAUUGCAAAUGAAGCUGGAGCAAGUUUCAUCAACGUCUCCAUGUCCACCAUCACUUCAAAAUGGUUUGGAGAAGACGAAAAGAAUGUUAGAGCUCUAUUCAGUCUUGCAGCCAAAGUUUCCCCAACGAUCAUCUUUGUUGAUGAGGUUGAUAGCAUGCUCGGACAAAGGACAAGAGUUGGGGAACAUGAGGCUAUGCGUAAGAUCAAGAAUGAGUUCAUGACACAUUGGGAUGGACUUUUAACGAAAAAUGGUGAACGAAUCCUCGUUCUUGCUGCAACAAACAGGCCAUUUGACCUCGACGAAGCAAUCAUCAGGAGGUUUGAGCGCAGAAUUAUGGUUGGUCUUCCAUCGGUUGAGAACAGGGAGAUGAUCUUGAAAACCCUGUUGGCAAAAGAGAAAGUUGAAAAUCUAGACUUUAAGGAACUUGCUACCAUGACCGAAGGAUACAGUGGAAGUGAUCUUAAGAACCUGUGUGUAACAGCUGCAUAUCGACCCGUUAGAGAGCUUAUACAGCAGGAAAGAUUAAAGGAUAUGGAAAGCAAAAAGAAAGAGGAAGCAGGAAAAAGCACCGAAGAGUCAGAGAAAAAUGCAGAAGAGUCAUCAGAUUCAAAAGAAGAAAAUAAAGAGGAACAAGUUAUUGUUUUAAGGCCCUUGAACAUGGAAGAUAUGAGGCAAGCGAAAAACCAGGUUGCUGCUAGUUUUGCUGCAGAAGGAUCAAUAAUGAGCGAGCUGAAGCAAUGGAAUGAAUUAUACGGAGAAGGUGGUUCGAGAAAGAAGCAGCAGUUGACUUACUUUCUGUAGAUUGCAGAAGCUGGAGACCUCUCAUCAUAUUUCUUCUUUUUCUUUGAGAAGCUUAAAAACAAAAGCCCUUCACAGCAAAGAGUGCUUAUACAACUGCUCUCACCCGAGUAUGGCAACAACCAAGCAAAUGAAUUACUAGCAACACAGAAGUGUAAAAGUAAAAGCAAAAGCAGAGGCUAUUUUUUUUACAAUGCUGACAAGUGCUUAAAAAAAAGCCAGGCAGAAAAAGCUUGCUUCACAAUGCUGGCAUGAUUCAAUAUUAUGUGGCAUUGAUUCAACAUCAUCAAAAUAAGCAGAAUAAAGGAAAUGAAGAUGGUUGACCUUAGAUUGUUUAGGUCAAUAUUUUACAGCAAAAGUAUAUCUACACCCCUUUGCCACCAUUAAUUUAGACCUGUUGCAUGUUAUUAUUCAAAAUGUGGUGUGAAUGUGGAAAUGGGUAAUGAUUUU